Molecule: messenger RNA, 1412 nt
Organism: Ananas comosus (pineapple)
Lineage: Eukaryota; Viridiplantae; Streptophyta; Magnoliopsida; Poales; Bromeliaceae
Exons: 4
Coding region: 129-1193 (354 amino acids)
Source: RefSeq, a predicted model, not a curated record
CCCAUCCAUUCUUUCCCCUUCUCUUCUCUCCCUCUCUUUCUCGCCAUCCCUUUGCAACUCAGAAGAACUAGUUCUAGGCCAAAAACCUCUCAGUUUUUUCCGGUUCCUUUUCUCUUGCUUAAACCGUAAUGGAGACCCCAUCAUCCACGAGAAGAGUUACGAGAUCGCAAACCUCCGCCUCCACCGCCGCCUCCUCCCAAAAGAGCAAGCAACAAGAAGAUCUCCACUCGAGACCGAGAAAGAACGGCGGCGGCGCCAAUGCCGACAGGGCCCCGCUCCUCGACAUCACGAACGAUUCCCCCAUCGUCGGUCUCGCGGCGGUGGAGAAGACCCCCUCGUCUUCUUCGUCUUCUCUCAAGAGCCGGGUUCGGGUGAGGCGGACCCCCGGUUCGGGCGAGGCCAUUCUCAGGGGCCAGGUGAAGACAUUGUUACAGAAGGUGGAGGAGGAAGGUGAUUUUGCGUAUAAGCCCUCUUCCAUCCUUCAAAUCCCACGCUUCCCCACCCUCGCGGGAAUCUCGAGGUCCCCGGCCCAGCUCCUCGCUCCGACUCCCGCCAAUACCCCGCAGAUUGCGAGCGUUUCGACCUUCAAGGAAGAAGGUCCAACGGUAACAAUCUCUCAGCAGGUUGUUUCGUCUCGGAAUCAAGAGGAGCCUCAAGAAUGCGUCCUCAACCGCGCGUUGCUGUUCGACUCGCCGAGCAAAUCUGGAGCCUCCGAGGGCUCGGCAAUCUCUUCGUCGCUAACUUUCCAAGGAAGUGAAAGCAGCGGCGGCUGCGCAGAGAAGUUGUCGACGGAUGACGACAGCUCUUCUCUGUGGUCAAUUCAGGCGAAUGCGAGCGCCCAUGAAGAGGAUUAUGAGGGCGAAGCGGAUGAGCUAUUUGAAGGGUACGGAGAAGAAGAGGAUGAGGCCUAUUUUGAUGAAAAUGAAGAUGGAGAAGGUGAAGAUCCUUGUGCCGAUCUUUGCGAGGGUAUGAGGAAGAUGUCAGUGGCGGACGAGGCGGUGGGAUUGCCGGAGUUCAAAGGGAAGCACACGCGGUUCGUGUACAACAGCGAUGAUGAGAUUGAAGGAGAGGAGGAAGCUGUGAAGGCUGAGGAGAUGGCGGCGGCGGUCUCGCCCGGGGUUUUAUUUCUGAAGGGAUUGCCGGCGCCAGAAGGGAAGCAUCUGCGCUUCCACGAGGAAGAUGAUGAAUCUUGACAAAAAGACAGUUGAGAGACUGUUGUGUUGCUGCUCAUUUUCAAUUGUUAUCAUCAUGGUUGUCUCUCCUUGACACCAAAUUGUUCUCGGUUUUGUUCUUCCGCUUUGUUGUUUAGUUUCUGUUAUUUCUUAUUAGGGUUAAAUUUGAUGAUUUCCAUUUCUUUUGUGAUUCUGUUGAUGAAUAAAGCUGCUGCUUUUAGUUGUUGGGUAAAUCUAUGA